Desarmillaria tabescens is the source of this 557-nucleotide messenger RNA. RefSeq lists its product as uncharacterized. The transcript has 2 exons. NCBI's taxonomy places the organism in Eukaryota, Fungi, Basidiomycota, Agaricomycetes, Agaricales, Physalacriaceae. The coding region runs from base 75 to 431 and encodes 118 amino acids. The record is from RefSeq and is a predicted model, not a curated record.
AUGUAACCCAAGUAGCAUCCAAAAAGUUGCUUUCGCCCCUGAGCCUGAUCUCAGGCUACUCUGCCUGAACAAUUAUGGUCGAAGGUGUGUCUAGUGUUAUCUUGCUUAUCUUGCAAGGGGCGAUACCUUCAAGUCAUUUAGUAGACUCCAACCCAAGUAACAGGGAUAUGUCACCUCUAACGGAUGUUGAUACGGAAUCAUAUCCUAGCGAGGAGGAUACAGACGAUGAAUUACGAACAUUCUCAAGCGAAGAAGGCGACGAGAAUGAGUACAUGAUCAAGGUUUGUGGACCUAAGUUAUCUUCGUUUUGGAGAGACUUAUUCCCUUGCAGACGGAAAAACCAAAUAAAACGCAUCAUUCAGCAGAAAAGAUAUCGCAGCAGCGACGUAACCGUAGACUUGAUGUUCAAAUUUCUGAAGACAAUUGUUUAGCAAGCGCAAUAUUUCAUGAGGUGUCAGCCUCUGGAUCAAAUGUGCCUAUCGGUAAUAGCGAUAUCGGUCGACAUCCUUCAGGGAAGUCUAAAACUGAAGAGCGCAUACCGUGUAAUGCUGGAGGAA